AUGUCAUCCCUGCCAAGUGGUAAUGGCAACUGGAGUGCGGAUAUUAUUCGCACGGCCUCCAAGGUGGACGCAGUCACGAUGUACAAGGGACAGGCACAUGUACGGCGCUACGCGAAGAUAAAGCUGCCAUUCGACGACACCAUAAACACUUCUCCCCGCACGCCAGCGAAUACCCCGGUUGCCUCCACGGACGUUGUGGACCAAAUGAGUGUUCGUGACGUCACUGCCAAUACCAGGGACAGUAGUAAUAGUAGUGUCAAGGUGGAAACAGAUGCAGGAAGUUACCCCAGUGGAGUUGUAGAACCACAACGGCGCCUGGUUAAUGAAAAAAACAAGGAAGACUUGGAAGAAGAAGAAGUGGAGGGAAGGGAGGUGCACAUUUACUUCGCUAUGCCCCCGUCAUUUGAUCAAGACUCGGUGCAGGUUCGCUUCGAUGCGUACACUAGCGAGCGCGUUCUCGUCUGUGGGGUGUUCUUCGAGAACAUUGAAGAGGAUCCCGCCACGGACGGCAGCCACGAAGGUGUUGCCGAGGAUGCGCUGAAUGUGAAAAAGGAUCUCCGUACCAUGGAGGCGAAGUUAGAGCGGGUGGUAAGGAAACGGGCUGUGAACAAACUUCAGCAGGAGGAACUGAACCACGGGGUAGAUAUAGCCACGAAUUUAUUCGACCGCGCGUGCGGCCCCCUCACCGAUGAACUCGCUGACGCCCUGGUGACAGAUUUUUGGAAGAUGCAGAUUGACGGCGUGGAGGAACGGACACGACAGUACCUCAAAGAGAAGCGGCGGCUGCAGAGUGAGGACACGCAGCUGGAGAAGGAGGAGAUGGAUAUUGAACGUCAAAUCGAACUAAUGAACCGCCGUAUCUUUGAAGUUGAGGGAGAACGCAACACUGCUCUGCGGUGGUUAGAUAUACCAGACGUGGAGGCAACAAGUACGAGAGAGUCAUCGGCUUCCGCGGGUCGUCAUCGCUUUUGCUGUAUUGUGGUGAGAACAAUGGAAAGGAUAUUAGAGUCGACGGUGUUUGUGUUGUAUAUUUCGCACGAUGCCUCCUGGCGGUGUGAGUAUGAAGUUGCCCUAGACAGCCAAAAACGUGAGGUAACACUUCAGUACAAUGCUGUUGUCUCUGGCGGCGUGGAGGACUUCGAUGAUGUGGCCCUUACACUUUCUUCAGCGGCACCACGGCGUCAUGCCGGAAGGGGGGCCAAACUUAAGCCAUGGCGGCUAGAAGUCUCCGGAGUAAAUUCGUGUGGCACCUCCAGUACUGGUAAUGCUAAGGAGGGCAAACCCGCUGGGCCCUUCGGUGACGCUUCGGGUGAAAGCAGCGACAGUAGCGAUGACGAGCAAGAGCUACCGGAUGAACCUUGGAAUGUGGCUGGCAACGAAGAUGGACCCGGAGGUGUGAUGAACUUCACAUUGCCGGGUCGCUACUCAAUCCGGGCCUUGACUCGAUCUGCCGUGGACGCACAGACGGAGCUUCGAGUCCCCAUCGCCACCCGCCGCUGGGAGGCGGAGGUGAAUUAUGUUACUGUACCCGGUGUAUCGGAAGCUGCUUAUGCUACGGCAACGUGCACGAACGAAGGGACAAACGACAGUGAGGGUGCGUUACUGAUACUUGCCGGUAAAGCAUCUGUGCAGCUCGAUGGUGAUUUUGUCGCCAAUUCCAUGCUUGAACGCACCCCACCCGGGGAGAAGCUGAGAAUUUACUUUGGCGUGGACCCCAGCAUCGAGGUUCGCAGGGAUUUCCUCACCAAAAAGCACGAUGAUGCUGAUAAAUUUCUCGGAUUCAGUCUCCCCGGAUCCAACGGAAGGAGUCGCGUCACGUACUCCUACACCACUACGCUCACAAACAAAAAGCCGAUGGAGACUGUGACGCUAACGUUGCGGGAACACAUACCCAAGUCGGAUGACGAAGAGCUCGUCGUGCAGCUCAUUGAGCCUGCAAAUUACGCAGUUGACGACGAGGAAAAGAGACGGGGCUUCGAGACGGAAGGAGAGGUGAACAUCGAAGUUGUUCUUAAGCCUGGAGAGUCACGAAGAGUUGAUUUUUCCUUCGUGAUAGACGCCCCGCGCAAGUCCCGUAUAUACGGACUGUGA
This is a messenger RNA of Trypanosoma brucei brucei TREU927, 2091 nucleotides long. RefSeq lists its product as hypothetical. The transcript has a single exon. Bases 1 to 2091 code for a protein of 696 amino acids. The record is from RefSeq and is a predicted model, not a curated record. Lineage: Eukaryota; Euglenozoa; Kinetoplastea; Trypanosomatida; Trypanosomatidae.